Molecule: messenger RNA, 396 nt
Organism: Adineta ricciae
Lineage: Eukaryota; Metazoa; Rotifera; Eurotatoria; Adinetida; Adinetidae
Source: the annotation of a GenBank genome assembly
AUGAUUAUAAAUAUGUCGGAUGAGAUAGCCAAAGCUCAAACGGCACAGCCCACCGAAGAUACAAUCUUCGGUAAAAUUGCUCGAAAGGAGAUCAAAGUUGAUUUAAUUCAUGACGAUGAUCAGUGUGUUGCAUUUCAUGAUAUCAGUAAACAAGCGCCCACACACUUUUUAGUUAUUCCAAAAGAUCCAAUCGUACAAUUGUCGAAGGUUACACCAGCACAUGAACAGUUACUCGGUCAUUUAUUAGUUGUUGCCGCUCAGGUUGCUAAAAAGCAAGGCUUAGACGAAGAUGGAUACCGUGUAGUUAUUAAUAAUGGAAAGAACGGCGGCCAAAGUGUUUAUCAUCUUCAUGUACAUGUACUCGGUGGACGACAACUCGGAUGGCCACCCGGCUAG